CAAACGCUGAACCCAUCCAACUCAACCAUCAUGGCGAAUCUCUUCGUCAAACUCCCUCCGGAGGUCAUCUCGUACAUUGGGGCCUAUGCUGAUGCGGCUUCUCUUGGGAUGCUGCGCCUUAGCUCAAGCACAACGAGAGACGCCUUCACGCCGCAUUUCGUCCGCCACCACAUCAAAGACAGCCAGUUUGUAGACCUCACCAAAGAAGGUCUCGACCGGCUGCGCGUCCUCUCGUUAAGUCCCGACCUCGGUCCCCAAAUCCGCCAUCUGCACCUUAUAUGCAUCUACUACCACGAGACGCCUGCCGACCCGGACCGUGAUAGAACCUUCCCCGAUGCUCUGAUCUUCCCGCGCCGCGAACAGUGGCUGCUAUACCCGCUGAGACUGCUGGAUGCCCCGGAAGACCGCAAGUGGAUGGACCAUCGCCAGGCCGAACAGCUUGCCCUCACCGGCGCUGCCAUGUGCGUGCAGUUGAGCGACGCGUUCCGUGCCUUCGGCGCCCUCGACGACAUCACACUCGAGGCCGCCGUGGUACUGGGAAGACAGCCUGAGUACCGCUGGCCGCCGCACAAGGUUGAGUACCUCGCCUGGAGGCGCCUCUGGGCUCGUGCUAUCCAGGCUUACCGCGUCGUCAUGUCCGCCGUGGCGCGAUCCCAGAUCCGCCUUGGCACUCUGGCGAUCUACAAGGAAACCAAGAUUUGCAGCGUCCCGUACAACGAGUCUGUAGCUGUGGUCCCCAGGAUCGCGCAGGAAGGCUUCGCAGCUGUCGGCUCACGCCUCAACGACUUCUCAAUUAGUCUUGCAACGACGGUAACGCCUGUGGUGCCGAUAAAUGACGACGACUUCUACGAGCCCUUCGAAAUUUCCGGCGGCCAGAACCUGUCGGAUAAUGGCUCGGAGCCGGAAAACAACCCGGAGUUUCAAGAUAUCGCGCGGCUUUUUCAGUUGAUGCCUAACCUCAAGUCAUUGAAUAUGCACCUCUACCAAACGUCCAGAGACGCCAAGUCAUUCUUCAGCUCUUAUUCGCCCCUCCUCUCCGCAUUGUUUCACUCCACAACGCUUCUGCAUCUCCGUUCGCUUGACUUUCGAGGGUUUCCAAUUCAGACGACUCUUAUGAACGACGUACUCUCGAAAUCUCCCGGCAUUCAGACCAUACGCUUGCAGUACGUGUGUUUUGAUGCAAGCGAGUGGAGGCAAGCACUUUCUCCAUUGGCCAGUGCAAAUUCGGCCGUUCGCAGUCUACAUCUCUCAGAUAUCUGGUCUUUUAAUCCCCAAGAAGGUUAUGGGACAGAUGUCGAUUGGGGUGUUGCUGUCAAUUUGGUGGCUGCCAAUCCAGAGCGCAUUCACCUUGCCAUACCUGGAGAACCGAAAACUGGGGAGCUAGGGCUUUGGAUUGAGCUCCCACCCGAGUCCGGCUCGGCGUUGAGCGGCGGAAUGGCCUCAUAUCGGGACUGGGUUGAGGUUGCAAACCGCAUUCUAGAGUGCGGCUCGCCUUCAAACUAUGGGUAGCGUAUAUAUCCAUAUAUUAUUGUGACGUCAAACUGAAGAUAUUAGUCUGGUGUCUUUACUCUUUUUAUUGUAAGACCUAAGUUAGUCUUUAGAGUUCUAGUUAGGGUUAGAAAUAAAAAC
Molecule: messenger RNA, 1629 nt
Organism: Ilyonectria robusta
Lineage: Eukaryota; Fungi; Ascomycota; Sordariomycetes; Hypocreales; Nectriaceae
Exons: 1
Coding region: 31-1509 (492 amino acids)
Source: RefSeq, a predicted model, not a curated record